Messenger RNA from Eriocheir sinensis (Chinese mitten crab), 3334 nucleotides. Its product is annotated as putative inorganic phosphate cotransporter. Gene Ontology annotation, biological process: transmembrane transport; monoatomic anion transport. The record is from RefSeq and is a predicted model, not a curated record. The transcript has 10 exons. NCBI's taxonomy places the organism in Eukaryota, Metazoa, Arthropoda, Malacostraca, Decapoda, Varunidae. The coding region runs from base 156 to 1961 and encodes 601 amino acids. Gene Ontology annotation, molecular function: transmembrane transporter activity.
UAUAAUCCUUGCUCCCGCCCGCCCGUGCGCCACUUCGCUCGCCCGCUCUCCCGCUCCACCGCCGUCAGCUGUGUCUUGAGUCUUUGUGGUCAGUCUUGGUGCAAGUGUGGACGCAGAGACUCGACACACGCACACACACGCGCACAGCCUGAGAGAUGGGCGGAGACUCACACCAGAAGACGGAGGAGGACGAGGAGAGGACGGAGAGGAAGGACGUGGGAGAGAACGAGGAGACGGAGAAGAAGAGUCUGGAGAAGCUGCUGUGUGAUCGUGUGUCUCCUGAAGAAGUGGUGGUGAAGAGUGGUGGAGAUGACUCUUCUUCCACCUCCACCUCCGACACCGCCUCCACCGCCUCCCCUUUACAUACGUUCAAGAAAGGGGGAUGGGGGGUCCGUCACACCGUGGUCCUCAUGUCCUGCACUGGGGUCAUCCUUAUUAGCAUGAUGCGGUACAGUCUCUCCAUCGCUAUCGUGUCCAUGGUAGCGAAGCCCUCCCACACACACGCCGCCCCCGCCCACGCGCAGGACGGGGAGGGGAAUGGUACUGUGAUUGGUGGUGGUGGUGGUGGUGUCUGCCCAGCGCCCCCAUCCCAAGUUCACGAGUUUAGUUCUAAUGAGACGGAGAGCAGCGGCUUUGACUGGGACGAGAGGACACAGGGACUCCUACUGGGCGCCUUCUUCUACGGGAACAUCCUCACCAAUGUGCUGGGGGGACGCCUGGCGGAGAGGGUGGGGAGCAAGCCUGUGAUUCUGCUCGGGCUCUUCCUCUCCUCCGUGUUCACGCUCCUCUCUCCCCUCGCCGCGCGCCUAUCCACCAACGUGUUCAUCGGGGUCCGUCUCGCACUCGGGAUAGCACAGGGAAUCGUGAUGCCGGCCGUCAGUCGCUUCAUGGUGGUGUGGGUCCCGCCAUACAAGCGCAGCAAAUACCAGACCUUCGUGUUCAUAGGCAGCGAGAUGGGCGUCGUGGGCUCCCUGUCGCUGGGCGGGUGGCUGUGCUCUCAGUCCUUCCUGGGGGGCUGGCCGGCCGUGUUCUACGUCUGUGGCGUUGCCGGCAUCCUGUGGUGCCUCGCGUGGACCCUGGCCAUCCACGAGAACCCUGAGCGCCACACGAGGAUCACCUCCGAGGAGAAGAAGUACCUCAUGGCCCACUGCGUUGUGCGCAAGGACAAGAUGGCAUUACCGUGGGGCCAACUCGCGCGGUGUCUCCCCUUCUGGGCCAUCACCGUCAUGCACAUCGGCAACAACUGGGGAUAUUACACCUUCGUCACCGAGCUGCCCGCCUACCUCUCCAACAUGCAGCACUUCUCCAUCAAGAGUAACGGCAUGAUGUCCGCUCUCCCGUACCUGAUCAAAUGCUGCUACUCUCUGUCCUUCUGUCUGCUGAUGGAUAGAGCCACGUCCAGGGGCAAGCUAUCUGUGCUGAGUGUCAGGAGGCUAUCGUCGAUGUUGGCCACGUACAUCCCCGCGGUGGCCCUGGUGGGGAUGUGCUUCGUGGGGUGCAACAGCGUGGCGGCCGUGGCGGUGGUGUCGGCAGCCAUCAGCGUCACUGGGUCGUCGUACUGCGGGUUGUUCUGCUCCCACCAGGACAUCUCGCCGCACUUCUCCGGCACCCUCUACGGCAUCACCAACACCGCGGGCAACAUUAUGGGCUUCCUGGCGCCGGCAGUCAUCGGCCUCAUCACCUACAACAAUCAAACCGUGCAGGCGUGGAACACAGUCUUCCUCGUGACGGCCCUGCUCUACGUCGUGGCCGGCACCUUCUACAUCACCUGCAUCUCGGACCAGGUGCAGGCGUUCGAUACCCCCGCGCAGACCAACCAGGUGGAGGAGGGACUCGUGAAGAAGGGAGAGGAGGCGAAGGGGGAGAUAUUGAAGACUCAGUCGCUCUCCCCAUCUCCCGACGUCGGUGGCACAAAGUAUACAGAGAAGAUAGAUAGGAACGAGAAGGAAAUGGAGAUAUAAGUGACCGUAGAAUGACAGGAAGAGGAUGAAGGAGAGGAAGGAAGAGAUGGGAAAGGAGGAGAGGGAAGGAAAAGCAGAAAAAUGAAUGAAAUCAGAGGAGUCCUACUACUUUCUCCAUCACCCGAAGUAAUAUAGAGAGAAGAUAAAUGAGAACAAGAAGGAACUAGAGAUAUAAGAAGAAGAAAGGGUCGUGGAAGAGGAAGGAAGAAGUGGGAAAAGAUGAGACGGGAAAGGAAGAGAAGGGAGAAGAAGGCAAACACACAGAGGAUGAAGGAGAUAAAUGGGAAAAGGAAGGAAGUGGAUAUAUGAGAAUGGAUCGUGGAAGGAAAGGACGAGGAGGAGGACGAGGAGGAGAAGGACGAGGAGGGAAAGACAGCGAAAGGAAAGGAGGAAAACACAAAACAGUUCCUUCUUCCAUCUUCUAACGCCAAGGAAAAGUAUACAUAGGAGAUAAAUGAAGGAAGUGGAUACAUAAGAAGGUCGCAAAAGGAGAAGGAAGAGAAUGAGAACAAGAGGAAGAGGAGGAAAAUGAAGAAAACACACAAUCCAGUUACUUCUUCAAUUUCCUAACACCAAUAAAAAGUAGAGAAGAUAAAUGAGAACAUGAAGAAGCGGAGAUAAUAGAAGACGAGAAAAGAAAGAAGAAAGAAGAGAGAAAAGGAGAAAAAACACAAAAGCCAAUACACUUUUUCUUCCAUUUCGUAACACGAGCAAAAAGUAAAUAGAACAUAUAAUAAAGAAAAACAAAAGAAGUAAGUGAAGAUAUUAGAUACUGACUCAUUAUUUUGAUAUUAACAGAUACGGAGGAAUCAUUAUUUUUUACAUUCCCAGUACAAUAGAAUAUUUAUUAUAAGGAAAAUUCAAGGUAUGUGUAGCCUAUCCUUUGUUAAGUUAAUGGUAGGUAGUAGUAGUAGUAGUAGUAGUAGUAGUAGGCUAUAACAUUUUUCGUAUUGUAAAUCUUAUAAUACUGUUUUCUGUGUACCACUAAGAGAGAGAGAGAGAGAGAGAGAGAGAGAGAGAGAGAGAGAGAGAGAGAGAGAGAGAAACCACAUCGAUCUCAGCGCAAAAAUAAAAAAAAUGAAAAGCGAUAAAUCCCAGAAUGCGGAAUUAUAUUGAAGUUUGGUCGUAAGCUUUUAAUAGUUUCUCACAUCUGCCUGAGAAGAUAAUUAAACGUAUGUGUGUGUGUGUGUGUGGAGUGAGGAGUAAUAGCAAUGAGACGACGAUUGAGUAUUUCUGCUUUUCUUUUUUUUGUUGUUCUCUAAGUCAUAAGCGGAUGAAUAACACAAGAAAAAUGAGAAAGAGGUGGAACAGAGAAGGGAGAAUGCUGUUUGGACUAUGAUCUUUAUUAGUAUUAUUAUGUUUUCUAAUCUUAA